This is a messenger RNA of Daldinia childiae, 1872 nucleotides long. Its product is annotated as putative sterigmatocystin biosynthesis monooxygenase stcW. The record is from RefSeq and is a predicted model, not a curated record. Gene Ontology annotation, molecular function: NADP binding; N,N-dimethylaniline monooxygenase activity; flavin adenine dinucleotide binding. Bases 1 to 1872 code for a protein of 623 amino acids. Lineage: Eukaryota; Fungi; Ascomycota; Sordariomycetes; Xylariales; Hypoxylaceae. The transcript has 2 exons.
AUGACUACCGAAGGCUUAGAGCAAGCCGUCAGUACCAAUGGAUCAAAACUAUCCUCACCAGAGCAAGGCAGCUCGGAAAAUCCAACCAAUGGCGUGAAAGUGCCUAUAGUUGAGAGCGUGAAAGAAAAGAUCGAGCCGCUACUCAAGGAACCAAAGUUUGGUAAUUAUCCCACACCAACACUUAAGCUUGAACAGCGCCAUAUCGACGAACCGAGGCAACUAAGAGUUGCCGUCGUUGGCGCGGGAAUUUCAGGUGUGCUGGCUGGCAUAAUUCUUCCUCCAAAGGUUCCUAACCUGAAGUUGACUAUAUUCGAGAAAAAUGCCGACGUGGGCGGUACGUGGUUUGAAAACAUCUACCCAGGGGUCAGAUGUGACGUUCCGGCGCACGUCUACCAGACCAGCUUUUCACCAAACAUUAACUGGUCAGAGCAGUUCGCGCAGGGCCGCGAGAUCAGGGACUACUGGCAAGGGCUGGCGCGGAAGUACGAUGUGUACCAGUAUCUGAAAUUCUCCCAAAAGGUCGAAGAGCUGAGCUGGGACGAGAAGAAAUCCGUAUGGAACGUAAAAACGCAUAAUCUCAGCACGGGAGAGACGUCCAGUGAGGAGUUUGACUUUGUGCUGACUGCCAUCGGCCGCUUCAACGCCUGGAAGCUGCCCGAUUACCCUGGGAUAAAGGACUUCAAAGGUCUUCUUCGACAUGCCUCCAACUGGGAUCCCAAUUUCGACCCUGCAGGAAAACGAGUUGCGAUCAUCGGCAACGGGGCAAGCGGCAUACAGCUUACAGCCAACAUCCAGAAGCACGUCAAGCACCUAGACCACUAUGCCCGAAAUAAGACCUGGGUUACGGCAUCAUUCGCAGGCGAUGCCACUUCCAUCGAACCCAUCCCCAUAUCCCCCGAGCUCCGGGAGUCGUUCAAAGAUCCCAACGAAUACGUCAAGUGGAGAAAGGAGCUAGAAUCCAAAUACUGGCGGGGCUUCUCGAGCUGGCUCAAGGGAUCCGAGCUCAACGAAAAGUCUCGCGAGGAGUUCGCCGAGCUUAUGAGGAAACGCGUAGCCAGGAAGCCCGAACUCAUCGAUAGAAUCAUCCCCGACUUCUCGCCCCACUGCCGACGCCUCACGCCCGGACCCAACUACUUCGAGGCCAUCACGGAAGACAACGUGGACUACAUCCAGACGCCGAUAAAGCGCUUCACCGAAACCGGCAUCGAGACGACCGACGGCGCGCACCGGGAGGUGGACGCGAUAUUCUGCGCGACGGGCGCGAACAGGGACAUGGUGCCGCCGUUCAGCAUCCUGGCGCACGGCAGAGACCUGUCGAAGCUGUGGGAGCGGGACGGCGAGUACGGGUUCCCGUACACGUACCUCGGGGCGGGGACGCCGGGGUUCCCGAACCUGGGGUUCAUCCACGGGCCGCACGGGUCGGGGCGGUCGGGGACGGUGCCGCACAGCGUGGAGGUGCAGGUGACGUUCUACGCGAAGCUGCUGCGCAAGGUGGCGCGCGAGGGCAUCCGGACCGUGCAGCCGUCGAAAAAGGCGGCCGACGACUUCGUCCAGUACUCGGACGCCUUCUUCGCGACCACGGUGCUCUCGGAGAACUGCAGCUCCUGGUAUAACAGCGGGCGUCCGGGCAGCAGGAUACACGGGCUGUGGCCGGGCAGCGCGGCCCACGUGACGAUUGUUUACCGCGACCCGCGGUGGGAGGACUGGGAGUACGAGUACCUCUCCGACAGCGGCAAUAGGCUUGCUUGGUACUUCGGCGUCGGGUCGACGUUGAAGGAGCAGGAUUUAAGCGAGGAUAUCGUGCCGUAUAUUAGGGACCCGGCUACGAUCGACUUGCGGGAUUUGCACGAGAGCUGGUGGGAUCUGCCUUGA